CAGAGCUUGGGUUUGAUUAAGAUUUUGUGAUGUGAGAGCCUAGGUUUAAGUGAAUACCUAGGAUAUGUUUUGAACUUGGCUAGUUAAUGGAUUUAGAACCGUGGUGAGACGAGUGAUGGGGUUAUACAAGGGACGAUUCUGAUUUGUGUUGCUUGAAUUUUCUGAUUCACUUUGAUGUGAUAGUAAUUUAGUUAGUACCCGUUAUCUACCGAUAGUGAGAAGUUUUGAAAUUAAUCUUGCUCACUAUGCUAUUAGGACCUUGUUGAAAACUUGGUCCCUUGUGAUAGUAUGCUUGGUUUUGGUUGUGGAAGGAUGUAUAAGGCCUUCCACAUUAGGUCUGUUUGUUUGACUAUUCAUCUGGGCAUUCGAACAUGGAUGCAAACAUGGACAAACAUGAGCAUAUACAUGGGCAUUCAUGCAUGCACACAUGGGCAUUCAUACAUGCAUGCAUAAAGGCAUUCAUUCAUACAUGCAUAUGCAUGCAUUCAUCCGUUCAUGAUUCUGGGUAUCCGAGUGAUGUUUAUUCAUCUCGGAUGGAGUUCCAUCUUUUAGUUGGACUCAUCAUUAGAUUCCUUGCCAUGUGGUUGUGUUUGAUGAGUGCCGGGUCUUGAUUUGAGUCAAGGGCACCACAUAAUCACGCCGAUAACCUUCGAGUUUAGUUACUUGUGUUGAGGCGUGAAGUUAUCUCUCGCUUCCCAAAUGGCCAUUGGGGAGGGUGGAGAUUGAGAUUGUUGUUGGCUUGUUAGAGUAGUGAUGAGUACCUAGUCCCCGUAAAAGUAGCGCAGCGAAAGCGUAGUAGAUCAUGUUCUGAUCAUAGAAAGUCGGUGGGGCAUUGUUUUGUCUUAGAUUGUGUGAAGCCAUUCACCAGUCUAGACAAUCCUAAAUUUGAGUUUUGGGGACAAAACUCCUUUUUAGGAGGGGUGAAUGUAAUAUCCCAAAAUUUUGGGGAUAUUUUAGCAUUAAAUAAGGGACUUAUUUGAGG
Molecule: messenger RNA, 982 nt
Organism: Rubroshorea leprosula
Lineage: Eukaryota; Viridiplantae; Streptophyta; Magnoliopsida; Malvales; Dipterocarpaceae
Source: the annotation of a GenBank genome assembly